AUGUCGGACGACGGGGAAUAUAAUUUCUCUUUGACAACGUUCAGCCCUAGCGGGAAGCUGGUACAGAUCGAGAAUGCUCUGGCAGCUGUUUCCAAGGGCGCGCCAACUCUAGGCAUAAAGGCCAAGAAUGGUGUAGUCAUCGCCUCGGAACGGGCGACGCUCUCGCCCCUUGUGGAGACGGACUCAAUUUACAAGAUCGAUUAUUUCACGCGCAACAUUGGUGUAGUGGCAGCCGGUAUGCCGGCUGAUUUCAGAAUCGUGUUAAAAAAGGGACGGAAGGAGGCGAUCAAAUACAAGAUGGUAUAUGGUGAUGAUAUACCCGGGGCAGAACUAGUCAAGGAGGUCGCCAGCAUUAUGCAGGAGUACACGCAUUCCGGUGGCGUGCGUCCCUUCGGUAUAUCUCUCCUGCUCGCAUCUUACGAUUCAGAGGGUCCGCAACUAUACCAAAUCGACCCAUCCGGAGCAUACUUCGGCUGGCGUGCUACGGCAAUCGGUGAUCGUAUGCAAAAUAAUAUGACCUUUUUGGAGAAGCGUUACAACGAAGAUAUGGAGCUGGAAGAUGCCAUACAUAUCGCUAUAUUAACUUUGAAAGAAGGAUUCGAAGGUGAAAUGAACGCAGAAAACAUAGAGAUCGGUGUGGUCGGUCCGGAUGGAAUCUUCAAGAUUCUACCCAAGGACAUAGUCAACGAUUACCUUAAUGAACUGCUCUAA
Messenger RNA from Babesia sp. Xinjiang, 711 nucleotides. RefSeq names its product Proteasome subunit alpha type-2-A. Lineage: Eukaryota; Apicomplexa; Aconoidasida; Piroplasmida; Babesiidae. The coding region runs from base 1 to 711 and encodes 236 amino acids. The record is from RefSeq and is a predicted model, not a curated record. Gene Ontology annotation, biological process: ubiquitin-dependent protein catabolic process. The transcript is spliced from 4 exons. Gene Ontology annotation, cellular component: proteasome core complex, alpha-subunit complex; proteasome core complex.